Messenger RNA from Fibroporia radiculosa, 1221 nucleotides. RefSeq lists its product as uncharacterized. The transcript has 9 exons. Gene Ontology annotation, cellular component: methionyl glutamyl tRNA synthetase complex. Gene Ontology annotation, molecular function: tRNA binding. Bases 1 to 1221 code for a protein of 406 amino acids. The record is from RefSeq and is a predicted model, not a curated record. NCBI's taxonomy places the organism in Eukaryota, Fungi, Basidiomycota, Agaricomycetes, Polyporales, Fibroporiaceae.
AUGACUUCUACAGUAGUGCUUGCUAAGUUACCCACACCACUUGGAGAUCUGGUGUCCCAAAUUACGUUGGACGGGAGUACUGAGCUUGGAAAGACCGAGAAGGACAAGGUCGAAGUAGCUGAAUGGCUCAAUAAGAUAGCACAGGGAGAUGAUCUGGACAGUCUGCUGCUGUCUCGUACAUAUCUUGUCGGCAACUACUUGACUGCCGCCGACACUGCAUUGUACGGUGCUUUGCACUCUGUAUACUCGCAACUGCAAGCACCGCAAUAUUUCUCUUAUCCUGCAUUAACUCGCUUUUUUGAUCACAUCCAAUCGCGGCCUCAAGUGAGGAAAGCAGCAUCCGCUCUUUCUCCCGCCUUCUCGGUCGUGACGUUUGACCUAGAAAAUACUCCCAAAGCCGAGCGGAAAGCUGAUCCGCCAAAGAAGAAAGAGAAAGCGAUAGCCAGCAAUGUAUCGGAAGAGGCUUCAUCAGUACCUGUGACUCCAAGGGUGAAGAAGGGUAAAGAGGCCUCUGCUCCUGCUCCUGCCGUCGAGAAAAGCGGCAAGAUAGCGGGGGGCGCGGCUAAGGUACCCAAAAAGGAGAAGAAGGAAAAGGAGAAAAAAACACAAGAGGGAACGGUAGAUACGGGCAAGAAGAAAGCAGCAGGUGGUAACAGUAGUUCGUCUGCUGCAGAUGAAGGGGCGGGGGAGCCUGUCCCUUCCAUGAUCGAUCUUCGAGUGGGACACAUUGUUGACAUCGAGAAGCAUCCAGACGCGGAUAGUUUGUACGUUGAGCAAAUUGAUUUCGGCGAGGAGACUGGACCAAGAACGGUAGUAUCGGGCCUUGUGAAUUACAUCCCCAUUGAGGAGAUGCGUGACAGGUUACUCGUCGGUGUGUGCAACUUGAAACCUGCCAGCAUGCGUGGUGUGAAGAGCUUCGCCAUGGUACUAUGCGCAACCUCCAAAGAUGGCAAGGAGGGCGGUAUCGAGCUCAUCCGACCGCCUCCUGAUUCAAAACCUGGAGACAAGGUUUACUUUGAAGGGCCGGAUUUUGAGGAUGCGACACCACUAUCUCAGUUGAAUCCGAAGAAGAAAAUAUUUGAGACUAUACAGCCAGGGUUUACUACUUUGGAAACAAAGGAAGCUGCAUGGAUCAACCCUGUCACAAGAAGCGUUCACAGAAUUCGCACGAAAAACGGCGUAUGUGCUGCCCCAACACUGGUAGGCGCAUCCUUGUCGUAA